GGAAACAGAUUAACUCAGGUUGUCGUCACUUUGUCAGUUGAUAUCUGUGAACUUUGAGGCUUUCAGUUCCCGAGGAGUUUAUUUCUUCAUUGAUAGUCCGUGUGCCAUCCUCCCCGUUAACCGGCAGCGUUAACCGGAGCUCCAUCAUGGCGGGGAUGCAGCUGCUCACACUGAUGGUCAGUGAGCGACUGGCAGUAGCUGCAGAGGAAAUCUUUGGACUGGAAGAAGUUGUCCGCUCCCACAGAACAGCUGACUGUUUCAAACCCUGGAGUGAUUUUAUUCAGAGCAGAUCUGCUUCAUAAUGGAAGUAGCCUCUAGCCGGUGUGCUACAUACACACAGAAACGACAGUAAAUGUCACAUGGUACGUUACGUUACAAACCUUUAAACAUAUGAAACAUGCUUUGACUGUUCCCCACUGACAUAAACAAAGCACAGAAACGCCCUUUCUGCAGCUUUACUGCAACUGUUAGUUAAAGUUAACAUUUCUGUUACCGGCUUCCUGUCUCGAGAAACGAUCACCUGUCGUUGGGACUACUUUUUCUGUGCGCGCAAGUAGACGCUGAUGACGUUACACGGAAGUAGGGUUCAUCGGUGGCGAUUGUUUUGGUAAACUUCAUCCUCAAGAAAGGACAACGGUUUAAGUAAUGUUAGUAAGCUAUAGGGCUAACGUUAGCAUAACUUACAUAGUAUUAAGAUGAGGCAGUUUGGUGUACUAUGCCUCACGCCUGCGCAGUGAAGACAUGCACAAAUAAAGCAAAGACUGGCGCUGCUUUGUCUUUCCACCGCCUUCCAGUAAGGGAACCGGAGCGGCUGAAACUAUGGCUGUUCGCCUUGAACAUCGAUGUAAAUACUCCACAGGACGAGCUAAAGAAAUAUAUUGUAUGCUCGGAGCAUUUUGCUCAGGAGGACUACACAGUUAACGUUAACGGACAGCCGAGGACCGAUACGAUGCACCGGUUUCUGACGCCAACGGCUGUCCCGACCGUUGGCGUGUCCUCCUGCACGCUACAAACCAGUGCAGCGGAGGAUUCAGAAAAUAACAGGCUCAAGGAUGUGUCAUUGGAUUCUCAUUCAUCUGACGACACCCAGCCGGUCUCUGAGGAACUGCGCCCUUCAUUGCAGCCAUGUGACAUAAAGGUGGAACAGAGUCCCGUUCGGGAGGAAACAGAGAUCCAAGAGCAUCCACGGGUCAAAGAGGAGCAGGUGGAUCAGUGCAUCAGUCCCGACAUGGAGGCUGAUACUUCCAACAAUGCUGAACUCAAACGUCCAAAAUCAGAACCAACCACUGACUGUGAUGUAAACGAAAGCAGAAAUGACAAAGGGAGUGAAAGUGAUGGUUCAUCGUCGCCUCGUCCAAGUCAUAGCAUUGAAGUCUUUGUGGAACUGGAACAACCUCCGAGAGAAGAAAAGUCUUGCCGUUUUUGUGGUAAAAGAUUUAAGAGGGACUCUCAUCUUAUAAGGCACGUAGAAAAGAGUCACAAAAAGCAGAAAGCCUUUAAAUGCCUGAAGUGCAACAAGGAGUUUGAACAAAGGUACCAGCUCGUUCAGCAUAUAAGAAUUCACACAGGAGAAAGGCCUUUCAGUUGUGAUUUCUGUGACAAAACAUUUGUUCAGAACUCGAGCCGUCUUGCUCACAUGAGGGUGCAUACUGGAGAAAGACCAUAUUUUUGUGCUAAAUGCGGGAAAGGCUUUGCCACAAGCAACCAUUUCAAACUUUGCAAAGUUCAGAAUGAGUGCAAAAUCACACCAGAGAAAGUGAACACGGAUGAGAAUCACAAAGAGGAGAAAGCCUUUAAAUGCUUUCAAUGCAACAAGGAGUUUAAUCAAAAGCACCAGCUAGUAUUGCAUGCAAGAGUUCACACCGGUGAAAAACCCUUCAGUUGUGAUUUCUGUGGCAAAACAUUCACUCAGAACUCUAAUCGAAUUGUUCACAUGAGAGUGCAUACUGGAGAGAAACCAUAUUUUUGUAAGAAGUGUGGCAAGAGGUUUGCCAGUAGCCAUCAUCUUAAAUUGUGCACAGGGACACAAAACAAAAGCACAAACAAGUCAUUUCGCUGUACAACAUGUGGCAGAACAUUUUACACAGAUUCAGACCUGAAGGUGCAUAUGAAGGUUCAUGAGUCGUGGAAACGACACAUCAGUGAGAAACUGCAAGGGCGGGAGAUAGAAGAGAAAAAGCUUAAAGUGGUAUGACAGGACAUCAGAUAUUUUCUUCUAAAAUUAUAAGAAUAAAACAUGCAUCCAGUAAUUAGGAAUGGCCUUAUAUUUGUAAAUUUGCUGCAAUAUAGCUGAAUAAGAAACUAUCAGUUUAUGUGGAUUCAAUUUUAAAAAUUGUGUUUCAUCAGUUAUGAUUUGACUACUGAUUCCUUUAAUGUAAAGUCCUCUGAAUUGCCUCGCUGUGGAAAUGUACUAUACAAAUAAACUUGCCUUGACAUACUA
Molecule: messenger RNA, 2440 nt
Organism: Dicentrarchus labrax (European seabass)
Lineage: Eukaryota; Metazoa; Chordata; Actinopteri; Moronidae
Product: zinc finger protein ZFP2
Exons: 3
Coding region: 716-2194 (492 amino acids)
Biological process (GO): regulation of transcription by RNA polymerase II
Cellular component (GO): nucleus
Molecular function (GO): RNA polymerase II cis-regulatory region sequence-specific DNA binding; DNA-binding transcription activator activity, RNA polymerase II-specific
Source: RefSeq, a predicted model, not a curated record